Mercurialis annua (annual mercury) is the source of this 1384-nucleotide messenger RNA. RefSeq names its product sedoheptulose-1,7-bisphosphatase, chloroplastic. Gene Ontology annotation, cellular component: cytoplasm. NCBI's taxonomy places the organism in Eukaryota, Viridiplantae, Streptophyta, Magnoliopsida, Malpighiales, Euphorbiaceae. Gene Ontology annotation, molecular function: fructose 1,6-bisphosphate 1-phosphatase activity. The transcript is spliced from 8 exons. The record is from RefSeq and is a predicted model, not a curated record. Bases 82 to 1251 code for a protein of 389 amino acids. Gene Ontology annotation, biological process: fructose 1,6-bisphosphate metabolic process; fructose metabolic process; gluconeogenesis.
AAAUUUUGCAUCAUAAUUUCCAACACCUUAGCAAACUGAAACCAAAACCAGUUCCAAAUUUCAGUAACUGAACUGAUUAACAUGGAGACAAGCAUGGCCUGCUGUGCUCGUGGGGCUUUGUUGCCCGGUAUUUCUUCUCAGCACUCGAAAGCUCUUGCUUCUUCACCUUCCUUUAGCUCCAAGAGUCUAAAAUCAAGCUCGCUAUUUGGGGAAUCAUUGCGGUUGGUGCCACGAUCAUCAUUUAAGGUUUUAAAGGCAAAGAACUCCUCUGUCUUGACCAAAUGCGAGAUUGGUGACAGUCUGGAAGAGUUCCUGACAAAGGCAACCACAGACAAGGGACUUGCAAGAUUGAUGACGUGUAUGGGAGAGGCAUUAAGAACUAUUGCGUUCAAGGUCAGGACAGCAUCUUGUGGAGGCACAGCAUGUGUCAAUUCCUUCGGGGACGAGCAGCUUGCUGUUGAUAUGCUUGCCGACAAGCUUCUUUUUGAGGCCUUGACUUACUCUCACUACUGCAAAUUUGCUUGCUCUGAAGAAGUUCCUGAACUGCAAGACAUGGGAGGCCCAACUGAAGGAGGAUUUAGUGUUGCUUUUGAUCCACUUGAUGGAUCCAGUAUUGUCGACACAAAUUUCUCUGUGGGUACCAUUUUUGGAGUGUGGCCAGGAGAUAAACUAACUGGAGUAACAGGAAAUGAUCAAGUUGCAUCAGGCAUGGGAGUUUAUGGUCCAAGAACAACUUAUGUUCUUGCUCUUAAAGACUACCCUGGCACUCAUGAGUUCCUUCUUCUCGAUGAAGGAAAAUGGCAACAUGUUAAGGAGACAACAGAAGUUGGUGAAGGAAAAUUGUUCUCCCCAGGAAAUUUGAGAGCCACAUUUGACAAUCCUGAAUAUGAGAAGUUGAUCAACUACUAUGUGAAAGAGAAGUACACUUUGAGAUACACAGGAGGAAUGGUGCCUGAUGUUAACCAGAUCAUUGUGAAAGAAAAGGGUAUAUUCACCAAUGUGAUAUCACCAACCUCAAAAGCAAAGCUGAGAUUAUUAUUUGAGGUAGCUCCUUUGGGAUUUCUGAUUGAGAAAGCUGGAGGGUACAGUAGUGAUGGGCUACAGUCUGUGCUAGACAGAGAGAUUAUUAAUCUCGACGACAGAACUCAAGUCGCUUACGGAUCGAAAAACGAGAUUAUUCGAUUCGAAGAAACUCUAUAUGGGAAAUCAAGACUCAAGGCUGGAGGUGUUCCAGUUGGAGCUACUGCUUAAGUGACAAUACUUUCUUAAGAUAAUUGAAUUUGUCUUGAAAUGAUCAUUUUUUGUUUUAUAAUUUAAGUGUUAUUGAAGUAUAAAUAGAUUGGAUUCACAUUUUAAGGUAUGUUGAUCUCAAGAUUUUUGAGAA